Postia placenta MAD-698-R-SB12 is the source of this 777-nucleotide messenger RNA. RefSeq lists its product as hypothetical. The coding region runs from base 1 to 777 and encodes 258 amino acids. The transcript has 3 exons. Gene Ontology annotation, molecular function: glutamic-type endopeptidase activity. NCBI's taxonomy places the organism in Eukaryota, Fungi, Basidiomycota, Agaricomycetes, Polyporales, Adustoporiaceae. The record is from RefSeq and is a predicted model, not a curated record. Gene Ontology annotation, biological process: proteolysis.
AUGCUCUCCGCCGGUCUCCUCAGCUGCAUCCUCCUCGCCGCCUCCGCCGUAGCCCGUCCUUCUGGCUUGGCCGGUCGCAUUGCGCGUCGUCGCGCUGGCUCCCACCUCUCGCAGCCUCUUCAGCGUUCGGAGCUCAUCAGCGACCAGAGUAACGUGGAGUACAGCUCUAACUGGGCUGGUGCCGUCUACGCCGAGGGCGAUGGUACUUACACUGCCGUGACCGGAACAUUCGUCGUCCCCACCCCGAGCGCACCCAGCGGCGGCUCUGGCACCUACUCUGCCGCCGCCUGGGUUGGCAUUGACGGCGACACCUGCGAUAACGCGAUCCUGCAGACAGGUGUGGACUUCACCGUUGACGGCGGCGAGGUGUCCUAUGACGCCUGGUACGAAUGGUACCCUGACUACGCUUAUGACUUCUCCGGGAUCAGCAUCAGCGCUGGCGACACGAUCAAGACGACUGUCACCGCGACGAGCACGACUAGCGGCACGGCCGUCAUCGAGAACGUCUCGACUGGCCAGACCGUGACACAGAGCCUCACCUCCUCCUACGCCCUCUGCGAGGAGAACGCCGAGUGGAUCGUCGAGGACUAUGAGGAGAAUGGGGGGCUUGUCUCGUUCGCCGACUUUGGCACCGUCACGUUCACCGACGCCGUGGCAACCACCAGCUCCGGCACCCAGGGCCCGUCUGGCGCGACACUCAUCGACAUCGAGCAGAACGGUAAUGUGCUCACCUCCGCGUCUGUCUCCUCGUCCGAGGUCGUCGUUAAGUACACUUGA